Molecule: messenger RNA, 611 nt
Organism: Ornithodoros turicata
Lineage: Eukaryota; Metazoa; Arthropoda; Arachnida; Ixodida; Argasidae
Product: neprilysin-21-like
Exons: 6
Coding region: 99-611 (170 amino acids)
Biological process (GO): proteolysis
Molecular function (GO): metalloendopeptidase activity
Source: RefSeq, a predicted model, not a curated record
CGUUGUGCGUGCCUGUUUUGUGUGUGUGUGUGUGUGUCUGUUCUGUGAUCGUGUGUUCUGUUUACCCACGCAAGAGAAACAGAAGACAUCGUUCAAAAAUGCACGUUGAAGUGGUUCCAAGGGGAAGAACAAUGCCACCCUCGGACCAAUUCGCUGUGACCAUGACCUGCUUAGCUGGUGUUCUACUCUGCGCUAUGGGAACGUGCUUCUUCAUCUACUGGGAAAAUCUUAAGGAAUCAGGAGAUGCUUUUCCAGCGCUGCCUGCCCAACGGUCAACACGAAUAAUUAUAAACGACAGCUCGGACGCAUAUGACGCACCCAAAGUGGCCUCCACAUCCACUGAAGGAAAGUGCUACGGGAGGCAUUGUUUCUCAACGGCCAACUUCGUAGUGUCGAAGUUGAACAACACGGUUGGCCCAUGUGAAGAUUUCUACCACUUCGUCUGCUCCGCUGCCUGGUUUGACAACAAUGAUACCUAUAAGUGGCCCUUUCGAUACAAGUCACUCGGAUACGUUUAUAAUGCCAUUCACAAGUACGUAGAAGCUUUAACGUGUCCACCGAACAGAGAGAAAGAGACCGACAUCGAAGUCGAUGAGAAACAGGGCUCCUAA